This is a messenger RNA of Peromyscus maniculatus bairdii (prairie deer mouse), 2454 nucleotides long. RefSeq lists its product as uncharacterized. Gene Ontology annotation, biological process: regulation of transcription by RNA polymerase II. NCBI's taxonomy places the organism in Eukaryota, Metazoa, Chordata, Mammalia, Rodentia, Cricetidae. The record is from RefSeq and is a predicted model, not a curated record. Gene Ontology annotation, molecular function: RNA polymerase II cis-regulatory region sequence-specific DNA binding; DNA-binding transcription factor activity, RNA polymerase II-specific.
UUCAGCUCUUAUGAUGAGGAAGUAGGAAGUUGGCUUCUUGUGCUGUACCUCAUACGCUCUGCUGUGGGUUGAGUACUUGGCAGCUGCGCCAUGGUGAGCAAGGGGCUUCUGUUCCCAGACCGGGAGGAGUGGCCGGCCACGACUGCAGUGACCUAUGAUGACGUGCAUAUCGACUUCACGUGGGAGGAGUGGACUUUGAUGGAUCCUUCCCAGAAGAAUCUCUACAAAGAUGUAAUGUGGGAGACCUACAGAAACCUUACUGCUGUAGGCUACAGUUGGGAAGACCAUGAUAUUGAAGAACAUUGUCAAAGUUCUGGAAAACUUAGAAGAUACAAAGAACAUCAUAUUGGGGAGAAACCCUCUGAAUAUACUCAAUGUGCAAAAGCAUUUUUAUAUUAUGGUCACCUUCAGAAUAAUGAAAGUAUUCAUACUGGAGAGAAACUCUAUAGUUGUAUUCAAUAUGAUGAAGCCUUUUCACACAACAGUAGUCUCCAAAUACGUGAAGAAACACAUACUGGAAAGAAAAUCAGUAAGAGUAAUCAGUGUGGUAAAGCCUUCACAAGUCAUGAUCAUUUUCAAAUACAUAAAGGAACACAUACUGGAGAGAAACCCUAUGAAUGUAAUCAAUGUGGUAAAGCCUUUGCAUGUAGCAGUAGACUCCAAAGACAUGAAAGAAGACAUACUGGAGAGAAACCUUAUGAAUGUAAUCAAUGUGGUAAAGCCUUUGCAUGUACCAGUAAUCUCCAAAGACAUGAAAGAACACAUACUGGAGAGAGACCCUACAAAUGUAAUCAAUGUGAUAAAGCCUUUUCACAACACAGUUAUCUCCAAAUGCAUGAAAGAACACAUACUGGAGAGAAACCUUACAAAUGUAAUCAAUGUAAUAAAGCCUUUUUACGACCCAGUCGUCUCCAAAUACAUGAAAGAAUGCAUUCUGGAGAGAAACCCUACAAAUGUAAUCAAUGUGAUAAAGCUUUUGCAUGUGCCAGUACUCUCCAAAUGCAUGAAAGAACACAUACUGGAGAGAAACCCUACAAAUGUAAUCAAUGUGACAAAGCCUUUUUACGACAUACUCAGCUCCAAAUACAUGAAAGAAUACAUUCUGGAGAGAAACCCUACAAAUGUAAUCAAUGUGAUCAAGCCUUUGCAUGUUCCAGUAGUCUCCGAAAACAUGAAAGAACACAUUCUGGAGAGAAACCCUACAAAUGUAAUCAUUGUGAUCAAGCCUUUGCAUAUUCCAGUAGUCUCCGAAAACAUGAAAUAACACAUUCUGGAGUGAAACCCUACAAAUGUAAUCAAUGUGAUAAAGCCUUUUCAGGACACAGUCUUCUCCAAAGACAUGAAACAACACAUUCCGGAGAGAAACCCUACAAAUGUAGUCAAUGUAAUAAAGCCUUUUCACAAUACAGUCGUCUCCGAAUUCAUGAAAGAACACAUUCCGGAGUGAAACCCUAUAAAUGUAGUCAAUGUCAUAAAAACUUUUCACGACACCAUCUUCUUCAAAUGCAUGAAAGAACUCAUUCUGGAGAGAAACCCUACAAAUGUAAUCAAUGUGAUAAAGGCUUUGCAUGUGUUGAUAGUUUCCAAAUACAUGAAAGAAAACAUACUGGAGAGAAACCCUACAAAUGUAAUCAAUGUAAUAAAGCCUUUUUACAACACUUUCAUCUCCAAAUACAUGAAAUAACACAUUCUGUAGAGAAACCCCAUGAAUGUAAUCAAUGUGGUAAAGGCUUUGCAUGUUCCAGUAGUCUCCGAAGACAUGAAAGAACACAUAUUGGAGAGAAACCCUACAAAUGUAAUCAAUGUGAUAAAGCCUUUUCACGACACAGUUAUCUCCAAAGACAUGAAAGAACACAUUAUUGGAGAGACAUCCUACAGAUGUAAUCAAUGUGAUAAAUGCUUUUUCACAACACAGUAACAUUUAAAUUCAUGAAAGAACACAUACUGGAUAGAAACCCUCUGAAUGUAAUCAAUAUGGUAAAGCCUUUGCAUGUACCAAUGGUUUCUGAAGACAUGAAAGAACACAUACUGGAGAGAAACCCUACAGAUGUAAUCAAUGUAAUAAAGGCUUUUCACAACACUGUCAUCUCCAAAUACAUGAAAGAACAUGUAUCUAGAGAAGAAACCCCAUAAAUGUAGUCAAUGUGAUAAAGCCUUUAUAUGUGCUGGUAAUCUCUCCAUACAUUAAGGAACUCAUACUGAAGAGGAACCUUACAAAUGCAAUCAAUGUAAUAAAGCCUUUAUAUGACACAGUCAUGUCCAAAUACAAAACGAAUGUAUUCUGGACAGAAACUAUAAAUUUAAUGAAUGUGGGAAAACCUUUGUAUGUCUCAACAAUCUCGGAAUACAUAAAGGAAUACAUACUGGAGAAAAACCCUAAGACUGAAAUCAGUGUGGUAAAGCCUUUGUAAUUCAAGGUCAUCUUUAAAUACAUAAAAUAACAUAUACUGGAGA